AUGGAACCACCGUGCCGCGGCGGCACCAGCAAGACUGGGGGCAGGCUCGCCAAACUCAUCCACGCCGCUGGCCAUCCGUUUUUGGUGGCAUCGCGCUCCGGGACGGCCCCAGAGCCUUUCAAGGGAGUGAAGUUCGACUGGACCGACUCAUCGACUUUCGAGAACCCCUUCAAGGCCGACCCAAAGAUCGAUAGGAUCUAUCUCAUUGCACCGGCGGGCUACCUCGACUCGCUUCCAAUCGUCCAGCCGUCCAUCAAGCUCGCCCUCUCGAAGGGCGUCAAGAGGUUCGUCCUCCUUACCGCGACCUUGAGCGAGCCUGGAGGUCCCGGUCUUGGCAAGUUGCACGAGUACAUCGCGAGUCUCGGGGCCGAGUACACCGUCCUUCGUCCAACCUGGUUUAUCGGUGCAGAACUUCGGCACUCUAACGGGAAGAUUCCUCUCAUUGAAGCGGACGACAUCGCUAAAGCAGCAUUCGAUGCCCUGUAUGCCGAGAAGAGCUCCAAUGCGGAUUAUUAUCUUGUGGGACCCGAGCUGUAUACGUAUGACGAGGCAGCUGCUCUCUUCACGGAAAUUCUGGGAAGGAAGAUCGCUCACAAGCACCUGACUGAAGAAGAGGAGUUAGCCAUUUACCAAUCGUUCGGAUUGUCCAAAGAUUACGCCUCCGUGUUGACCGCCGGGGAAGGUUUGGUCACCAAAGGAUCAGAGGAGGCCUUUGUUAGAACCAACAAGACGAUCACCGGAACCCACACCUUGAGGCAGUUCAUCGAGGCGAACAAGCAGAUCUGGAUCAAGCAGUAG
This is a messenger RNA of Cyclocybe aegerita, 798 nucleotides long. The record is from the annotation of a GenBank genome assembly. NCBI's taxonomy places the organism in Eukaryota, Fungi, Basidiomycota, Agaricomycetes, Agaricales, Hemipholiotaceae.